GCCAUUCGCACAGCAAGCCGUCGGCCUCCUUCUUUAGGUCAUGUUUCAAAUUUAGUGAAAACAUUUCGUCACUAUGCCUCCUCCCACCUUCACAUCCUCCAAUCGUCGUAUGACGGCAAACCCGCUUAAACCCGUAAAAAGAUAUCGACCCGGAAAGCCCAUAGUCGAAGAAAGAGAGUCAUCAGAGGAAGAGGAAGAGGAGGAAGAGGGGACUGACGUUGAAGAGCAGCAGAAGGAGCAAGGGCGCAUAAGGCAGCAGCAGGCUAAGAAACCGCCGCCGCCGAAAGCUUCGUCUUUCCCGGCAAGAGAUACGAAGCAGAUAACAAGUGGUGUGAAAGAGGUGACGUUACAAGAAAAUGAGGACGAAGAAGGGUUUGUGACUGAGGAAGAAGUUGAAGCAGCGCCUCUCAGACCCACAACGGUUACCAACCAUGAGCAAGCACCUCCGGCUGUCAGCGAAAGUGAAGAGAGCUCGGAAGAUGAAGAGUCGGAAGAUGAAGAAUCAAGUUCUGAAGAUGAGGGCCCAAAGCGACUGCUUCUAAGACCAACGUUCAUCAAGAAGAAUCAACGUAAAAAAUCGUCUACCCCUGGUCCGGCCCUUGCCGCAACAUCGGCCGCAGAUGAAGACGAAGUAGCGAUUCGCAAGGAAAAGGCAGAGCUGCUGAUCCGCGAUCAAAUAGAAAAGGAGGCGGCCUCCCGAGCAGCGCAGAAAAAGUCAUGGGAUGAUGAUGACGAGACCGGAGCAGGUAUAGAUGAAGAUAAUAUUGAUGACACUGAUGGUCUUGAUCCUGCGGCCGAGUUAGCAGCGUGGAAAUUACGCGAACUUAAACGAGUUAAACGCGAACGUGAAGAAAUCGAGCUCGCCGAAAAGGAGCGUGAAGAAAUCGAACGCCGCCGAAAUCUCACUGCUGAAGAGCGAGAACGAGAAGACCGUGAAUUCCUUGCCAAACAAAAAGACGAACGGGAAGCGGGUAGAGGCAAAGCGGGCUUCAUGCAAAAAUACUUCCACAAGGGCGCUUUCUUCCAGCCCGAUUCUGAAAAACAUGGUUUGACGCAACGAGAUUUGAUGGGCAGCCGAUAUGUUGAUGAAGUUCGCAAUCGUGAAGCGUUACCACAGUACCUCCAGGUUCGAGAUAUGACGCGGAUCGGAAGAAAAGGAAGAUCAAAAUACAAAGACUUAAGGACUGAAGAUACCGGCCGCUGGGGCGUGGAUGCAUAUUACCGCUCUUCCGGUCCGGCAAACAGUGCCUCUCGAUUUGGAAUCACCGAUGAGCGAUACUUACCUGACUAUGACAAGUCCUCCGGCCCCACAGGUGCAAAUGCCAGCUCUGUAAGAGAAAGGCCAAGACGGCGAAGCCAAAGUCGAUCUCCUCAUAGGAGGAGAUAUAGAUCCAGAUCCCGGUCGUUAUCGAGAACUCGUAGACGACGACGUUCUCCUUCGCUCUCGAGAUCUCGGUCCCCUCCUAGAAGAGAUCGGGACAGGGACUAUGAUCGGAAUAGCAGAAAACGGAGCCCGUCGCCCUAUCCAGAUCGUGAAAAGAGGCGGCGGGUUGAUAUUGCGGCGUAA
Messenger RNA from Coccidioides posadasii C735 delta SOWgp, 1567 nucleotides. RefSeq lists its product as uncharacterized. Gene Ontology annotation, cellular component: U2-type spliceosomal complex. The record is from RefSeq and is a predicted model, not a curated record. NCBI's taxonomy places the organism in Eukaryota, Fungi, Ascomycota, Eurotiomycetes, Onygenales, Onygenaceae. Gene Ontology annotation, biological process: mRNA splicing, via spliceosome. Gene Ontology annotation, molecular function: RNA binding.